Messenger RNA from Enterobius vermicularis (human pinworm), 477 nucleotides. The record is from the annotation of a GenBank genome assembly. NCBI's taxonomy places the organism in Eukaryota, Metazoa, Nematoda, Chromadorea, Rhabditida, Oxyuridae.
AUGCUGGACGACAAUGACUACUUUUUGGGCGAAGAUUAUCGAUGCUGUUUUCGUAUACUGCAUAUUGUGGUAAAUUUUUUUCUUUUGAAUUCCAAAAUUAGUGGGAGUUUUUUUUGGGGUUUACUUUAUUUUGUUUUAACUAAAGAUAAUUGGGGUUUACGAACGAUUCUACUAGCCGACAUUAUUCUGACAACAACUUUUCAACUGUUACUGCCAUUGAAGUUCGGAUAUUUUGAUGCAUUCUGUAUCACGCAACUAUGCAUAACGGCGACAACUGUUAUAUGUGCCUUACUUACCACAUGGAAACAACGACGAGAUAUUGUAUGGCCAUAUAUUUUUUAUAAGGUAUUAGCAUAUACCGGUGUUCUUUUUAUCCUUCUCUCUUUCCUCUGUCGUUUCGUCUGUCUUUUUAUCCUUCUCUCUUUCCUUUGGCAUACGAAUAAUUAUGGAGAGUGGGUAAAAAAAGAUGUUCAUUAG